Photinus pyralis (common eastern firefly) is the source of this 672-nucleotide messenger RNA. RefSeq lists its product as uncharacterized. The record is from RefSeq and is a predicted model, not a curated record. Bases 19 to 477 code for a protein of 152 amino acids. The transcript is spliced from 3 exons. Lineage: Eukaryota; Metazoa; Arthropoda; Insecta; Coleoptera; Lampyridae.
AAAGUGAAGCUAAGUGAAAUGAAGGGCAGUCGCAGCAUUCUCUACUUACUGAUUUAUCUAUUGGUUACAAAUGCGGCAUCGCUUACAUUUGUAAUCGUUUCGUAUUAUGAGAUUUGGUAUAUAGUCGCCUCUAGUAUAUCGGCAUUAAGCAGCAUUUUCGUUUUUUACGUUGAGCUGAUUCUAAAGCCGCAAGUGUUAGACGCGAUAAUUAAAAAGAAACUUACCGCCCUCAUGGUAUUAGGUGGCUCAGGGGGAUUUUGCUGUUUCUUCUAUCUAUUCUACACGGUCAUAAACUUUCAGGACGAUAUUCUAGAUUUUGCUUUGGAUACUAUGGGUGCCUUAUUACCUCUCUUGGUUUCAAUAUGCCUAAUCAUAGUUGCACACAAUCUAUACAAACGUAGAGAAGUAGCAAUUUCCAAAAAUGGGAAGAAGAAUAGCAUUAGUUCGGGGCCAUACAUAAUUGAGAUGCAGCCCUAAGGUGUCAAUGCGAUAACCUUUAUCAUGGAUUUCUUGCAAAUACUGUAUGGCUAAUGUCAUACUAUAGGCAAUUUGCCGUACAACCGCGUUAUCUGACCAUACUAUUUAUAUUAUACUUUAGCCAACAAACUGAAUUGUUUCCCCAGACACGUUAUACGAAAUUAGCGUGCAUAUAAUUUACCCAAUAAACGCUUA